CGGGGCGGGCGGGCCAUGGCGCGGGCGCGGGCGCGGGCGGCAGGCUCGCGGGGCCGGCCCGGGUGGUGCGGGCGGGGCGCGCUGCUGGUCUGCGUCGCGUGGACCGCGGGUUGGGUGCUGGCGGCCGCGCUGCUGCUCCGCGCGCACCCGGGCGUCCUCUCCGAGCGCUGCACCGACGAGAAGAGCCGGCGCAUCCUGGCCGCGCUGUGCCAGGACUACCGGGGCGGCGCACUCGGCGGAGACCUGUGCGAGGACCUGUGCGUGGCGGGGCAGCUACGGUACCGGCGCUGCCUGUACUACGAGCGGGGCAAGAAGGUGCUGCAGGCUGACUGGCGCGGCCGGCCUGUGGUCCUCAAGUCCAAGGAGGAAGCCUUCUCCAGCUUCCCGCCGCUCGGCCUCCUGGAAGGCCAGCCCGAGGCCGGCGGCCAGGGCUUCCCGGAGGCAGAGCUCCUCCUGCUGGCGGCCGGGGAGGUCAAGAGCGCGCUGGGCCUGGAGCUGGCCGAGGGCGGCCUGGGGCGGCUGGGCCUGGGGCGGCGGGGGCCCCGGCUGCGGGGUCAGCUGGCCAGCCUGUGGGCGCUGCUGCAGCAGGAGGAGUUCGUCCUGCUCAGCCUGCUGCGGGGCCGCAGCCCGCACGCACCGCCCGUGCUGGGCUCCUGCGGCCACUUCUACGCCGUGGAGCACCUGGCCGCGGGCAGCCCCCGCCUCCGGGCCCUCUUCCCCCUGGACGGCGCGGCCCGCGGCGGCCGGGCCCAGGCGCGCGCGCUCAGCGGCGUGGCGCUCAGCUUCCUGGACAUGGUCCGCCACUUCGAGCACGACUUCUCGCACCGCCUGCACCUCUGCGACGUCAAGCCCGAGAACUUUGCCAUCAGGAGCGACUUCACGGUGGUGGCUAUUGACGUGGACAUGGCCUUUUUUGAACCUAAAAUGAGGGAAAUUCUUGAGCAGAACUGCACGGGAGAUGAAGACUGCAAUUUCUUUGACUGUUUUUCAAAGUGUGAUUUGCGAGUGCACAGGUGUGGAGCCCAGAGAACCAACAGCAACCUGCAGGUCGUCUGCGACAAGAUCCUCCGCCACUGGUUCUCCUCGCCCCGCGGCAGCCCCGCCGUCUCGGCCCCGCUGCGGCGGCAGCUGCGGGCGGCGGUGCUCGAGUGCGCGGCCCCGGGGGCCCAGGGCGCGGCGCCCCGCGUGCUCGCGAAGCUGCGGCGCCUCCUCCAGGCCGCGCUGCGGGAGCUGCGAGAGGACGAGUAGCCGCGGCCCCACGCGGUGAGGGAGCGCGUCUGCGGCGCGGAUAAGGGCCUCGGGGACGCUUACUG
Messenger RNA from Orcinus orca (killer whale), 1313 nucleotides. RefSeq names its product divergent protein kinase domain 1C (gene DIPK1C). The coding region runs from base 16 to 1248 and encodes 410 amino acids. Lineage: Eukaryota; Metazoa; Chordata; Mammalia; Artiodactyla; Delphinidae. The transcript has 4 exons. The record is from RefSeq and is a predicted model, not a curated record.